This is a messenger RNA of Necator americanus (New World hookworm), 303 nucleotides long. RefSeq lists its product as uncharacterized. The record is from RefSeq and is a predicted model, not a curated record. Bases 1 to 303 code for a protein of 100 amino acids. NCBI's taxonomy places the organism in Eukaryota, Metazoa, Nematoda, Chromadorea, Rhabditida, Ancylostomatidae. The transcript has a single exon.
AUGGAGAAAAUCAUCUACGGCUUAUACCCUGAUCUCUUCGACAGCUAUAUCCACUUGCCUCCUCACCAUCUGAGGGAAGACGGACAUGUCAUCCCAGCGGUUCUUCCAGUACGACAUGCUAUCGUGUCGGUAAGAAAUCAUACGGCACGCGGUCCCGACAGAAUAAGACCAGAACACCUGAAGAAGAUUCCGUCAGUAAUCAUCAAUACCCUGGCGAUGCUCUUUACAGGUUAUCUGUCGGAAUGUAAGGUUCCUAAACAGUUAAAGACCAGCAAGACCAUGUUGUACCGUGUUGUUGUAUAA